This is a messenger RNA of Salvia splendens (bonfire salvia), 998 nucleotides long. Its product is annotated as LOB domain-containing protein 38. Gene Ontology annotation, biological process: regulation of gene expression. The transcript is spliced from 2 exons. The coding region runs from base 99 to 671 and encodes 190 amino acids. The record is from RefSeq and is a predicted model, not a curated record. NCBI's taxonomy places the organism in Eukaryota, Viridiplantae, Streptophyta, Magnoliopsida, Lamiales, Lamiaceae.
CUUGAAACUUUCCAACCUUGUCUCCCCCCAUAUAUAUCCCCUCACCUCUCCCUUAUUAUUCCUACCCUAAAUCUCUCUCUCUCUUAAGAAUCAUCACCAUGAGUUGCAACGGAUGUAGAAUACUUCGAAAAGGAUGCAAUGAAAAGUGCAUAUUGAGAGAAAGCAUACAAUGCAUGGAGAGCCCUCAAUCUCAAGCCAACGCCACUCUCUUCGUCGCCAAAUUCUUCGGCCGCGCCGGCCUCAUCUCCUUCCUCUCCUCCGUCCCCCACUCCCAACGACCCGCUCUUUUCCAAUCUCUCCUCUUUGAAGCGUGCGGGAGGACGGUCAACCCGGUCAACGGAGCCGUCGGCUUGCUCUGGACGGGCAAUUGGCACGUGUGCCAGUCCGCGGUGGAGACGGUCCUCCGCGGCGGAGUCAUCCGCCCCUUGCCGGAGUUCGAGGAGGGAUCGUCGCCGGAGACUAACGAGAAUUCUCUCUACGCAUCGCGAGAUUUGAACAAGAGGCUGAAAGCAUCGGAAGGUGAAGGAUUGGCGGCGCCGAGAAGCAGGGGGAGGAAGAGACCGGCUACCCCGUCGGAUGAGUCCGAAACGACGACGUUGGAGAGCGGGUAUGAUUUGCAGCUGAACCGCCAUGAACGUGAUGAAGCCAAGCUUCUACGGCUCUUUUCUUAGCUGGUUUUUUUUUUAAUUAACAUUCGGAUUUUUAACGAAAUCUUGAGUUGGAGUAUCUUUUCUUCUUUUUCUUUAGUUUAAUAAUUUGUGAUAUUCCAUAUAUUACAUAAUUGUAAUUAAUUACUCCACUUGUUAACUAUUUAUAUGGCAUUUGGUGUCAAUAUUAUUAGAACAAUAAUAUUGACAUUGCUUCUAGAAGAUAAUCAUGCUUUAUUAUUAGGGUCAAUAUUUAGUGUGUGUGCUUUCUAUUUUGAUUAUGUAACCUUGAAAGUCAUGGUAUUAAUUUGGCCUCAAUUGAAUGCAAAAUAAAUAACUAUUUCAUGCUAA